UAUGUUUACAAGUCUUCACCACCUCCUCCGUAUGUUUAUAGUUCUCCUCCACCUCCACCAUAUGUUUACAAGUCUCCACCACCACCUCCUUAUGUCUAUAGCUCUCCACCGCCUCCUCCAUAUGUUUACAAGUCGCCACCUCCUCCUCCUUAUGUUUAUAGUUCUCCACCGCCUCCUCCAUAUGUUUACAAGUCUUCACCACCUCCUCCGUAUGUUUAUAGUUCUCCUCCACCUCCACCAUAUGUUUACAAGUCUCCACCACCACCUCCUUAUGUCUAUAGCUCUCCACCGCCUCCUCCAUAUGUUUACAAGUCGCCACCACCUCCUCCUUACAUUUAUAGCUCUCCACCGCCUCCUCCAUAUGUUUACAAGUAUCCCCCUCCUCCUCCAUAUGUCUACAGCUCUCCACCGCCUCCUCCAUAUGUUUACAAGUCUCCCCCUCCUCCUCCAUACGUCUACAAAUCUCCACCACCACCUCCGUAUGUGUACAAGUCGCCACCACCUCCUCCUUACGUCUACAACUCUCCACCACCACCUCCGUAUGUCUACAAGUCGCCACCACCUCCUCCUUACAUCUACAACUCUCCACCACCACCUCCGCAUGUCUACAAGUCGCCACCAUCUCCUUCUUACAUCUACAGCUCUCCACCACCACCUCCCUAUGUCUACAAGUCGCCACCACCUCCUCCUUACGUUUACAAGUCUUCACCGUCACCUCCAAGCUAUAGCUAUAGCUCUCCCCCUCCUCCAAUAUACUAACCAAACAUAUACAUGAUGAACCGGAUUUUUUUAAAAACGAUAUAUUCGUUUAGAGAUCAGCCAUCAUAUUCAUGGAAUAAAAUUUUCCUUUCUAUAUUUUCGUAAAUAAGAAAUGCAUUAUUUGGUUUGGACCCAUGUGCAUUUUGUUGUUUGAUCGUUGCUUUUAGUGUUGUUGUCCUCUUUAAGAGAUCAAUAUUCUUGUCGUCCAUUUGUAACUAUUUAACAAUCGUAAUAAAUUUUA
Molecule: messenger RNA, 1000 nt
Organism: Arabidopsis lyrata subsp. lyrata
Lineage: Eukaryota; Viridiplantae; Streptophyta; Magnoliopsida; Brassicales; Brassicaceae
Product: extensin-2-like
Exons: 1
Biological process (GO): plant-type cell wall organization
Molecular function (GO): structural constituent of cell wall
Source: RefSeq, a predicted model, not a curated record